This is a messenger RNA of Dicentrarchus labrax (European seabass), 2897 nucleotides long. RefSeq names its product multiple endocrine neoplasia I (gene men1). The record is from RefSeq and is a predicted model, not a curated record. Bases 256 to 2142 code for a protein of 628 amino acids. The transcript has 10 exons. NCBI's taxonomy places the organism in Eukaryota, Metazoa, Chordata, Actinopteri, Moronidae. Gene Ontology annotation, biological process: negative regulation of cell population proliferation; regulation of transcription by RNA polymerase II; negative regulation of cell cycle. Gene Ontology annotation, cellular component: chromatin; histone methyltransferase complex; nucleus. Gene Ontology annotation, molecular function: Y-form DNA binding; chromatin binding; transcription cis-regulatory region binding.
GGUUCGACUGCGGUUGACAGCGACCUCCACAUCGUUAUGAGAUCUGCUCUGUUACGCAAACGUAGACUGGCAACACACUGCAAGUGAUUUUCGGGCAGACUGAAGUGCGCGGCAAAAGAAGGGAGACACAAACAAAAACAUGUGGCUGAGGCUGUGAGAAAACGGCAUCAGUGUGAUAUCCAUGUGGACUGACUGCUCUGUAACACUCAAUACUGCAGGUGAGGAGAGCAUCUGAGUGGACUGACAGUGGACAUCAUGGGUUUGCACUCCGCCCAGAAGAAGCACUUUCCCCUGCGGGGGAUUGACGGUGUGGUACAGCUGUUCGACGCUGAGCUCCGCAAGUCUGAGCCGGACCUAGCCCUUCUCUCCUUAGUCCUUGGUUUUGUCGAGCACUUCCUAGCUGUGAACCGGGUCAUCCCCAUAAAUGUUCCAGGGGUCCGGUUUGAACCGCUGGAGCCGGACUGUCCCAACUCCUGCUUCCCCACAGUGGAGUUGGGCAUGAUUUCAGCACUGUAUGAGCGCUUCACGGCCCAGAUCCGUGGUGCGGUGGACCUGUCCCAGUACCGGAGGACUGCUGCGGGGUCCAGCAGGGAGCUGGUGAAGAAGGUGUCAGAUGUGAUCUGGAACAGUCUAAGCCGCUCUUACUUCAAGGACCGGGCCCACAUCCAGUCCCUCUUUAGUCUCAUCACUGGUACCAAACUGGAUAGCUCCGGCGUGGCAUUCGCUGUAGUGGCAGCAUGCCAGGUUCUAGGUCUGAAGGAUGUUCACCUGGCGCUGUCUGAGGACCAUGCCUGGGUGAUUUUCGGCAAAAACGGCGAAGAGACAGCAGAGGUCACCUGGCACGGAAAGGGCAACGAGGACCGACGAGGACAAACAGUUGCAGCAGGAGUCAGUGAGAAGAGUUGGCUGUAUCUCAAGGGCUCCUACAUGAAAUGUGACAGAAACAUGGAGGUGGCCUUUAUGGUCUGUGCCAUCAACCCCUCACUGGACCUGCAUACUGACAGCUCUGAGCUCCUGCAGCUGCAACAGAAACUCCUCUGGUUGCUGUAUGAGCGAGGCGACGUGGACAGGUAUCCUAUGGCCAUGGGCACUCUGGCAGACCUUGAAGAUCAGGAUCCAAUCCCAGGCAAGGAGAACCCCCUGAAAAUCCACCUCAAGGCCGUCAGUUCUGCUCAGACGCACUACAACAACGAGCACAUCUACCCCUACAUGUACCUGGCCGGCUUCCACUACAGACACAGGAAUGUGCGGGAGGCUCUGAGGGCCUGGGCCGAGGCAGCUCAGGUCAUGCAGGACUAUAACUAUUUCCGUGAGGACGAGGAGAUCUACAAAGAGUUCUUUGACAUUGCAAACGAUGUUAUUCCCACUCUGCUGAAGGAGACAUCUGCUGCUGCAGAGAGUCUGGGGGAGGGAGGAGAGGGAGGAGAAGGAGCUGACAAGGAGCACCCCAAACAGGCAGCAGCCCUCUCUGCGCUCCAGGACUCGGACUGCUUCGCCCACCUGCUGCGUUUCUAUGACGGCAUCUGUAAAUGGGAGGAGGGCAGUCCCACACCGGUCCUUCAUGUGGGCUGGGCCACCUACCUGGUCCAGUCUCUGAGCCGCUUUGAUGCUCAGGUGCGUCAGAAGGUGUCCAUCAUCACCAAAGAGCCAGAGACCCAGGAUGACGACGACCAGUCCAGCGAUGACCCCCGUGAGGGGCGCAGACGAGGCCCAAGGAGGGAGUCCAAGCUGGACGAGCAGAGCUCUUCUCCUCCUGCUGCUCCCACCUCCCCAUCCAGCCAGCCGCCGCCGGCAGCGGCAAGCCAACCCAAGAAGGUAGGAGAGGGAGCGGGCCGCCGACGCUCCUCACAGGGCUUGCGGGCCGGAGACCCCGAAGGAAAACCCAAGUCCCCCAGCGCGGACUCCGCGUCCUCACCCUCAUCCCAGCAGCAGGCCUCCCCCUCCCCUGCCGGCCCUGUGGUGAUCUUUCAGAGUGAGAAGAUGAAGGGGAUGAAGGAGCUGCUGUGUGCAGCCAAGGUGAACUCCAGCGCCAUCAAGCUGCAGCUCACCGCCCAGUCACAGGUCCAGAUGAAGAGGCAGAAGAGCACACCAGCCGGGGAUUACUCCAUGUCCUUCAUGAAGCGCCAGCGCAAGUCGCUGUAGACGAGCCGAUUGUUGCAGGAGGACUGUAGGACAUACUGUGAACAGAAACACGGACACCCGAUUAACCUCGCUUUUGUUUGUGAACCUUUUUACCAGUGUUUUCAUCCAGAGGUCAGUCAAUAUCCUCAUAGUUCCUAGCAAUAUAUCCGACAAGCACACUUGAGUUAAGCAUCACAUAUCGAGUUCUAACUGAAGAGUGAACAUUUCAUUCUGUUUUUAUUUAACUACAGCCAGAAAAGGAUUCUGGGGAACCGCCUGGUUUGAUAGGUUGUAAGCACUCACUCUUCAUUAGUUUGUGUAUUAAUUGGCAGCCAAUUGCACACCGACUAUUAACUUCUCAUUGACUUACAUGUGGAUGUUUGAAGCCAAAGGAUGACCCAACACAACUCACUGAUGUGUAAAUAUCAACUUGUACCAUUAGGAACCUGUUCAUGACUGAAGCCUUGGAAGUGAUUAAUUUAGGAUAGUUACUGUGUAACAUUGUCCACUUCUGCUCUAUCGACAGCUUCUUUCUUGCUAGCUCUAUGUUGCCUUACUUUGCCUUUGUUCUUUUCUAAAGUAGGUGGCCUUUAGUUUUGAGAUUAGCUGAGCUAGGCCUAUUUCUAAUGAUUAGAGAAGACCAGGAAGACCAUGCACUGUUGAGACGGAGCCGCAUUAGGCGGCCCUGCUACAUCCUAUUUGCUUGAUGACUUGUGGUUUUUGUUUUUGUUCUUGUUUUUGUAUCUGCAAGUAAUAAAAGACCUGAUGAAAAUAAA